Sinocyclocheilus anshuiensis is the source of this 1165-nucleotide messenger RNA. Its product is annotated as glutamate receptor ionotropic, kainate 2-like. The record is from RefSeq and is a predicted model, not a curated record. The transcript is spliced from 8 exons. The coding region runs from base 260 to 1165 and encodes 301 amino acids. NCBI's taxonomy places the organism in Eukaryota, Metazoa, Chordata, Actinopteri, Cypriniformes, Cyprinidae.
CUGUACUCACACUUCAUCAGCCUGAGCUGCUCUCAACAACCGAGGCCACCCGUGCAUGGAUUUCUCCUGGAUUUCCCUUCUCUAACAUGGACGCCCGGUUGGAAGGUUGCUCCUUUGCGCAGUGAGACGGACAUGCGGAGCAUCGCUGAUACGGAGUGUCCUCUUCUGUCUCAGUGACCAUGCCGUGAUCACAUCGCUGACAAAAACACCUCCAAAGCAGAAAUAAGUGGGAAUCUAACGAUCCAUCCAGGGGAAUGACAUGCAGUGUAUCGCAGGCAUCAUGAAGAUGUGCUCUCCUCUGGUAACUCAUCAGAGAUGGCUUGGGCUGUUGCUGCUGUUACUGUGUGUGGGAUAUUCUCACGGGAUGCCACAUGUGUUAAGAUUCGGGGGGAUAUUUGAAUCCAUGGAAAAUGGCCCAUCUGGUGCUGAAGAACUUGCCUUUAAGUUUGCUUUAAAUACAAUCAACAGGAACAGAACUUUACUGCCAAACACCACACUCACAUACGACAUCCAAAGGAUAAACAUCCACGACAGCUUUGAGGCCUCCAGAAAAGCUUGUGACCAGCUCUCUCUGGGUGUGGCGGCCAUCUUCGGUCCCUCCCACAGUUCUUCGGCCAACGCGGUGCAGUCCAUCUGUAACGCUCUGGGGGUGCCGCACAUCCAGACCAAGUGGAAGCACCAAGUGUCAGACAACCGCGACUCCUUCUACGUCAGCCUUUACCCAGACUUCUCCUCCCUCAGCAGAGCCAUCUUAGACUUGGUUCACUUCUUCAAGUGGAAAACGGUCACUGUGGUUUACGAUGACAGCACAGAGUUUCAUGUGAUCUUUGACUGUGGUCAUGAAAUGGCUGCUGGCAUCCUUAAACAGGCUCUUGCCAUGGGAAUGAUGACGGAGUAUUACCACUACAUUUUUACUACCCUGGAUCUCUUCGCGUUGGAUGUGGAGCCCUAUCGCUACAGCGGGGUCAACAUGACCGGAUUCCGGAUCCUAAACACAGAGAACAGCCAGGUGUCCUCCAUCAUUGAAAAGUGGUCCAUGGAGCGUCUGCAGGCGCCUCCUAAACCAGACUCUGGCCUGCUGGAUGGUUUCAUGACAUUCUUCCUCAACAGUGGCUCUCCUAUCUGGGAAAAGGGCCAACAUAUGAACUCACUAGAGGCUGGGUGA